Molecule: messenger RNA, 2759 nt
Organism: Rana temporaria (common frog)
Lineage: Eukaryota; Metazoa; Chordata; Amphibia; Anura; Ranidae
Product: protein-glutamine gamma-glutamyltransferase 6-like
Exons: 13
Coding region: 53-2161 (702 amino acids)
Biological process (GO): peptide cross-linking
Molecular function (GO): protein-glutamine gamma-glutamyltransferase activity
Source: RefSeq, a predicted model, not a curated record
AUAAUUCACCAUUGCUUUUUGUAUAGCAAGAGCGAAGUACAGACCACACAUCAUGGCCAACAUGCUGUAUGUGAAAAGUGUCGAUCUUCAUGCUGCAAAGAACAAGCUUAACCAUCGCACCAAUGCCUAUAUCUCCAAAGAGCUCAUUGUGAGAAGAGGACAAGACUUUCAGAUGACUCUCUCUUUCAACAGAGCCCUGAAAACUGCUGACAAAGUUACCUUUGAAGUUAAAACAGGGAAAUCACCUAAGGCUGCCAAUGGAACAAAGGCCACAUUCUCUCUAACUACAAAAAGAGUCUCUAAAGGGAAAUGGAGGGCAGUUUCCGACUCUAAAACCUCAAACACUCUGAUUGUAAGGAUCACACCUCCUGUUACGGCUAUCAUUGGAUCUUAUCAGAUGAAUGUCCGCUUUUUCUCUGGAGGAUACUCAACCCAUGAGCUGCCAGGAUUUAUUCUACUCUUCAACCCAUGGGCCGAAGAUGAUGAUGUUUAUUUGGCUGAUGAAUCAGAGCGAAAUGAAUACAUACUAAGUGACAACACUAUCUCAUACUACGGGAAUUUUAAUUCCAUUUAUCAACGGGGUUGGAACUUGGGACAGUUUGAGGAAGACAUUUUGUCAAUCUGUUUGCUGAUUCUGGAAAAACAAAAGAUGGUAGAUAUAUCACUUUUUGGUGAUCCAAAAGAAGUCUCAAGAGUGUGCAGUGCAAUGGUUAACACUAAUGAUGACAAUGGCGUGCUUUGGGGCAAGUGGGGUAAGAAAUACGAUGAUGGUCGCAGUCCUACAAGCUGGUCAGGAAGUGUGGCCAUACUGAAACAGUGGGCAAAAUCUGGUCCAGUUAAAUAUGGACAGUGCUGGGUCUUUGCUGGAGUACUAUGCACAGUAAUGAGAUGCCUGGGAAUUCCAAGUCGCAUUGUCACCAAUUUUUACUCUGCUCAUGACACCAAUGAAGAUCUCAAAAUUGAACUUAAAUAUGAUUCAGAUGGGAACCAUUUGGGAGGAAUAGACUCUAUUUGGAACUAUCAUGUAUGGAAUGAGGCUUGGUUCACCAGACCUGAUAUAGGAUCAUAUUAUAAUGGAUGGCAAGCUCUGGAUGCUACCCCACAAGAGCAAAGCUUUGGGAUUUAUCGGCUUGGACCGACAUCGGUGAAGGCAAUAAAGGCUGGAGAUGUUCACCUAAAGUAUGACGGUCCUUUUGUAUUCGCUGAGGUAAAUGGAGAUGAGAUCUCCUGGAUCUACAACAAGGUAAAAGAUAAAUAUGAAUUAAUCGACAAUGAGACCGACACUGGCGCCAUUGGAAAAUUUGUCAGCACAAAGGCUGUUGGCUCUGGAAAUCGCAUUGAUAUUACUUCCAGCUACAAAUAUGCAGAAGGCACUGCUGCUGAAAGACAAGCAUACAACAAUGCCCUCGUCAAAUUAUUUGGAAGACAAAACACAUCAAGCAGAGAAGAAGAGAUAAGCGGAUCAACUGAAGAAUCAAACGAGGUUGUCUGGAUGAGCAGAAUUAGACCAGUCUACACACACGACAUAACUGGAAAGUUCAAAGAAUUUGAAACCCCAGAGCUUGGCCAAGAUAUUGAUCUCACAUUGAUACUGUCCAGUGGAGCGUCAUCUGACAAAAAAAUAACAGUUAAUCUUAAUGCCAACAUCACUGGAUACACCCGACGUGUAAUGACAAAGUUGUUGAUGGAAACUGCGUCCGUUUCAUUGUCUUCCAACGGAGCAAAAGAAAUUCCAUUCAAAAUCCCUUUCAGCAAAUAUAUACAAAGUCUCCAGGAUGAUAAGGUGGUAGAGGUGACAGCUCUGUGUAAGUGGGAUGAGAAAAAGGAACUGCUUGUAUCCCAAGUUAUUACAUUAAAGAACCCACCCCUGAACAUUAAGGUUCUCGGAGAUGCUGUUAUAAAUAAUCCACUAUCUGCUGAAGUCACAUUCACUAACCCACUUAAUGAGAAUCUAACAGAUUGUGAAAUUUUUGCAGAGGGCAGUGGGCUCAUUAAAGAUCAGAUUCAAAAGAAAAUUUCACUGAAGCCCAAAGAGAAGAAAACUGUGACCAUUGAAUUUAAGCCCUACACGACUGGCUCCAAACAAUUAAACAUUGUGGUUGAUUGCAAAAACGCUAUCACAAUGGAGGAUUUCCUGAUCAUUGUGGUAAAAGAAUCUUAAAUUCCUGGCUUAAAUUACAAAAUAUACCAUAUGACAACCUCAAAAAUGUUACUUCUGGUAUUUUAUCAUUCUACUCAGUUUAAAGUUUAAUCCUACUCCUCCCAUGAACACUGCCAAUUAAAGUAGAAGUCUACUCUAGAACUAAAAUCCCUACAUUUAUAGACACCCACAAUCUAACAGUAAACUCACUAACCCUGUAAAGAAGAAAUAAAUAUACAUACCUUUUUUGAAGCCGCUCUGACCCGAUCUUGCGCUGAGCUGUCAGCCGCUGAUUUGCUGUGUAGGCGGGUGCAGAGGACACAUCCAACACAUCCAACAACGGCAGCCCCAUAUUAACUCUAUGGGUGACGUCACUCCCCAUUCAUUUUACAGCUGUUGUUGGCUGUGUCCUCUGCAGACCUUAGACAGGUUAGUGUUAGAUCGUAGAUGUCGAUAGAUAUCGGGAAUUUAGUUUUAGGGUGGACUUCUACUUUACUAUUACUAUUUUAGUGCUUAAGGUAUAACUGAAGGCAAACACUUUCAGAGGGAUUAGAACACCUGUCAGGUGUCUGUAUCCCAAUUAGUCCCUUUCACACUUAUACGACUUGUCCCACGAUUU